AUGAAUGGCCUCAUCGCCUAUGGUAUCCAGAUCGAUUUGAACAAUGUUCACGGGUGGCUGGCGUGGCGAUGGAUUUUGCUCGUUGAAGGAGUCGUGUCGAUUGGAUCAGGGUUUUUCGUUAUGGCAUUGCUGCCUCCGGUCCCGGAAAGAGCCCACCGGUUCUUCACGGCGGAAGAGAAGCAGAUUGCGAUUCGGCGAUCCAAACAAGCCUUCAACACUCCCCAUACGGGGGUCAAGCUCAAACAACUGCGCUUCUCUCUCGGUAUCCAAUAA
Aspergillus puulaauensis is the source of this 273-nucleotide messenger RNA. RefSeq lists its product as uncharacterized. Lineage: Eukaryota; Fungi; Ascomycota; Eurotiomycetes; Eurotiales; Aspergillaceae. The transcript is spliced from 2 exons. Gene Ontology annotation, molecular function: transmembrane transporter activity. Gene Ontology annotation, cellular component: membrane. The record is from RefSeq and is a predicted model, not a curated record. The coding region runs from base 1 to 273 and encodes 90 amino acids.